Molecule: messenger RNA, 2190 nt
Organism: Thrips palmi
Lineage: Eukaryota; Metazoa; Arthropoda; Insecta; Thysanoptera; Thripidae
Product: probable cytochrome P450 6a14
Exons: 2
Coding region: 51-1571 (506 amino acids)
Molecular function (GO): monooxygenase activity; iron ion binding; heme binding
Source: RefSeq, a predicted model, not a curated record
GCCGCUGGCUCAGUAACAACCCGUCGCCCAACCGAGGCACUACCUGCACCAUGCUCGUCACCGCGGUGCUGGCCCUGACGGCCGCCCUCGUGGCGUUCGUCUGCGUCUACAUGUCCUGGCACUUCGACUACUGGAAGAAGCGCGGCAUCCCCUCCGUCAACGCGCUGUCGCUGACGGGCGACCGCGGCGGCGGGCUGCCGUUCAACAAGAGCUUCUGGAAGAUCCUGGACCCCAUCUACAACAAGUACAAGAAGCAGCAUGCCUACGUCGGCAUGUUCCAGGCGCGCCGGCCCGUGCUCGUGGUGCUGGACCCCGAGAUGGUCAAGAUGGUGCUGACCAAGGAGUUCUCGACGUUCCACGGCCGCGGCCAGCCCAUCGACGAGGAGAACGACCCCAUGAGCUUGAACCUGUUCAACCUGGAGGGCCCCCGCUGGAAGAACCUGCGCUCCAAGCUGAGCCCCACCUUCACGUCCGGCAAGCUCAAGCUCAUGUUCCCCCUGAUGGCGGACCUCACCGACGACCUGAGCGGCGCGCUGACGCAGCUGGCCGCGACCGGCGAGAAGGGGCAGGUGGAGAUGAAGGACCUGCUGCUGCGCUACGCCACCGACGUCAUCGGCACCGUGGCGUUCGGCAUCGAGUGCAACUCGCUCAAGAACGACAAGGCCGAGUUCCACACCAUGACGCGCGAGGUGUUCAACCGCAACCUGCUCUUCAUCAUCCGCUUCUUCCUCGUGUCCGUGCACCCCAUCUUCAUGAAGCUGAUGCCCUUCAAGAAGCUCUUCUCCAAGUGCACCAACUUCUUCCUCAACCUGAUGAAGGACACGGUGGAGUACCGCGAGGAGAACAAGAUCGAGCGCAACGACUUCGUGAACCUGAUGAUGCAGCUGCGCGACCAGGACCGCCACGUGACGGACCGCCUGAACCACAUCGAGAUGACGAGCGACGUGAUGGCGGCCCAGGCCUUCCUGUUCUUCAUCGCGGGGCUGGACAGCAUCGCCAACACGGUGGGCUUCUCGCUGCACGAGCUGGCCCUCAACCCCGAGCUGCAGCAGCGCGCCGCCGAGGAGGUGCGCGCCCUCAAGGCCAAGCACGGCGGGCUGACGUACGAGGCGCUGCGCGACAUGGACCUCAUCGAGAGGAUCAUCCGGGAGUCGCUGCGCAAGUGGGGCCCCGUCGGCAUCCUCACCCGCGAGCCCAAGGAGCCCUUCCAGCUGCCGGAGACCAAGGCGGUCGUGGACAAGACCUGCAUGGUGUGGAUCCCCGUCUUCCAGAUGGCGCACGACCCGGAGUACUUCCCGGACCCCGAGCGCUUCGACCCGGAGCGCUUCACGGAGGAGAGCAAGGCGCAGCGGCACCCGUACACGUACCUGCCCUUCGGCGAGGGCCCACGCUUCUGCAUCGCCGAGCGCUUCGCCAUCCUGGAGAUGAAGCUGUGCCUGGCCGGCAUGCUGGACAAGCACCACUUCGUCGUGGGCGACAAGACCGCCGUCGAGAUCGAGACCGACUCGCGCUCCUUCUCCCCCACGCCCAAGGGCGGCUUCUGGCUGCGCGUCGAGCAGCGCGCCGAGUAGGCCGUCGAGAAGGCCGUCGAGUGGGCCACCGAGUAAGCCGUCGAGGAAGCCGCCAUCGCGCGGGGAGGGAGGGGCCGGGAGACCGGCGCCUCACGAGACUCCCACUUUGGCCGCACCAGAACCCCAGCCGCGCUCACGUACUGACGUCAGAGUGACCCUGCGUGUGUCAGUGGCGGGGACGCAAAAGUUGACUGCUUUAAAAACGAGGAAGGCAGGUCGGGAAAAUGGACAUGUAUGUGUGUGUGCGUGCUGGUGAGUGUCCCUCUGUGUGAGUGGGUGUUUUCGAAUAGGAAUGGCCGGCGCCGAUGUGAUUGGUGUGUCGGGCGAAGUACUUGAGAGUCGAGAGGUCCUGCAGAUUAGACAAAAAUAAUACUGUAAGUGGAGAUUGCAGCCCAGCUGUUUGUCUCGGACGUCCGCCAGCGUCCGCCAGCGUGUCCGCCAGGGCGGGGCGUGGCCGGCGUGGCCGGCGGGGCCCAUCACGGUCAAGCGGGUCAAGAAGCCCUUGCGAGAGCUCGACCGACCGUCCGUCCAGAAAUGACUCAACGCGGAGCAAAGACGUCCGCCCUCCGCACCAUUAUGAUUGACUUCACAAAAUGAAAGAGGGGAAAAAUCGCGUCGA